Drosophila biarmipes is the source of this 2842-nucleotide messenger RNA. Its product is annotated as protein I'm not dead yet 2. The transcript is spliced from 13 exons. Gene Ontology annotation, biological process: citrate transport; monoatomic anion transmembrane transport. Gene Ontology annotation, cellular component: membrane. NCBI's taxonomy places the organism in Eukaryota, Metazoa, Arthropoda, Insecta, Diptera, Drosophilidae. The coding region runs from base 116 to 1786 and encodes 556 amino acids. Gene Ontology annotation, molecular function: succinate transmembrane transporter activity; citrate transmembrane transporter activity. The record is from RefSeq and is a predicted model, not a curated record.
AGAUAACUAAGGCUUAAAAUAAACUGUAUCAUAAGAUAGAUUCAAGAGUGAGCCUUGUAAAAAUUGUUUUGUUGAACGCAAGAUACGAAAUAAACACUGUUAGAAGCCAGACAAAAUGGCCGAUGCUGAGGAUAGAUUAGAAAGUGGCCUGGCAUGUAAGCGCUGUUGCGGUUUCCAUUGGAGGGGCAAGGCGACCGUCCUCAUACCGCUGGCCACAUUGCCACUCAUGAUUUAUGGCUUGAUGGUGGGUCAACGGGCAUGGAUUUGCAUGUUCCUGGUGGCCAAUAUGGCACUCUUCUGGAUAACGGAAGCCAUUCCCCUGUACCUGACAGCUCUGUUUCCGAUUGUUUUUCUGCCCCUGUUUGGGAUUUUGCCCUCGGACAAGGUGUGUAGCUUUUACUUCAGUGACACUGUGGUUAUGUUUCUUGGGGGCUUGCUGGUCGCCCUGGCCAUCGAGUACAGCAAUCUGCAUCAGCGAAUCGCACUCACCACUAUCCUAAUAGUGGGCUGCAGCCCUAGGCGCUUGCACUUUGGUUUGGUCAUGGUGACUUGCUUUAUUUCCCUUUGGAUCUCCAACUCGGCGGCCACUGCCAUGAUGUGUCCCAUAGUCAAAGCCGUUCUUAAUGAGAUGGACGCGCAAAAUAUAUUUGCCAUUUAUAAGACUCAGGAAGAGGAGCCGGUGGAGGAGGGCGACCCUCCGCACCCAUCUACCAUCUCCAUGGCCUUCUACUUUGGAAUCGCGUAUGCCUCGUCAAUUGGGGGAUGUGGAACUCUAAUCGGAACGGGCACAAACUUGACCUAUAAGGGCCUGUACGACACGCGUUUUCCCAACUCCGAGGAGAAGAUUGACUUUCCCAUCUUCAUGGCCUACGCCAUGCCAUUUGUGGUGAUUGUGCUCAUCCUUCUCACGUUCUUUUCGCUGCAAAUCACCCACAUGGGCCUCUUCCGACCCAAAAGCAAGACCGGUCAGGAGGUGAAGAAGGGCGCCGAGGGCAAGGACGUGGUGAAGGCCGUGAUCAAGGAGCGCAAGAGGGAGUUGGGAUCCAUGAGCUGCCAUGAGAUUCAAGUGGGUCUGCUCUUUCUCUUAAUGAUUUUCCUUCUGUUCACCCGCAGACCAGGCUUCUUUCCCGGCUGGGCAGAUGUUUUGAACGCCAAAGCCAUAGGCAGUGGCCCGCCGGUAUUUUUCUCGGUUCUUUUCCUCUUCGCUCUGCCCACACAGUACACCUUCUUCAAGUACUGCUGCGGAAAGGCUCCGUUUCCAGGACAAACGAUGGAUGCCUGCCUCUCAUGGGUCUACUGCCACAAGUAUACUCCGUUCGGAUUGUGCUUUCUGCUGGGUGGUGGAUUUGCUUUGGCCGAGGGCAGCCGGGUUUGUGGAAUGGCCAAAAUGCUGGGCGAGUCCUUGGCUUUCGCCGGGCAAAUGCACCAUGCCCUGGUUGUAGCUAUGUGCAUUUUGAUUUCACUAUUUUGCACCGCCUUCGCCUCGAACGUGGCCAUCUGCAACAUUCUGAUCCCGAUAUUUUCGGAAAUGGCCCUGGCGAUCAAAGUGCAUCCCAUCACACUGACUUUUCCCUCCGCCCUGGCCUGCAGCCUGGCCUUCCAUUUGCCUGUGAGCACUCCACCCAAUGCAAUUAUAUCCGGCUAUACGGGUCUUAAGACCAAAUACAUGGCUAUCGCCGGUAUUUUGCCAACCUUCUGGGCCUUCUUUUGUCUGCUAUUCACUGGAACCGUAUGGACAAUGGUCAUCUAUCCGGGGAGCACUGAGUUCCCCAAGUGGGCCAGUUAAAUCGCGUGAAAAUAAUCAACCCAUUCUAUUUUUUAAAGCAAUAUGAGAAAUGUGAACAUUCAGAAAGCCGUCAAAAAAAGACUUAUAAUAUACAACAUUUUAAAUAUCUCUUUAUCAAGAUGAAAUAUAUUGAAUUUCCGCCAUUCCCAGUAAUUUUCCUGUCAAAUCAAAAUACUCGUGCCUUUUAAAAAGAAUGUUGGUUUCGCUUUGGCAGCAAAAUUAUUGGAGUGAGUGCCGAGCCUUGCAAAAUUUCUAGGUGACAGCAUGCUUAUUUGGAAUUUUGAUGGCCAAUAAAUACUUAAUGCACAAUUUGCGGCAAUAAAAACUACACUAAACUUGUUUGAAAGUAGCAAAGCCUUCUCGAUGGACAAAUUUGGAACCUGGAAGGGGCGGGAAUCUAGCCUGCGGGUGGGUGUUCAAUCCCACUUAGCAGAAAACAAAAACUUUAUGCAAACACAGCAAAAUGUGCUUCGGCUGGUCCUUCACCUGAGCUCAUUCACAUUCGCAGCGCAGUGUGCUUAAAGAUAAAAUCAAGCCAAACAUCAUUACGCAGAGCAACUGGAUUAUAUUGCUUUCAUGCGUGAAUGAUAUGGGGGCACCCGAGGAACCAUUUGCAGCACACAAAUCCCCAGCCGACACACGCAUAAACAAAUAAUGUUCGAGCACGGGAGAAUUCCGAUGCGAGUUGGUACUCAUGUGUAUAAGACAGGCACCGAAAUAAAUGUAAUAAAACCCCGACAAGCGGAAUAUACAUACGUAAUCAAGACACGAAUAAAAACACGCUUUUCAACACUGAUUACGGUGGGGCAUGCGGCAGGACUUCAUCAGCAGGACGUCAGGACGACGCCAACGGGGGGCCACAACAUAAGCCCGCCAAAUGGGCGACAGUGCGGACAAACAGCCACCCACCCAUCCGUCCCAACACCCCACCAUCCUACCAACCCCCCAGCCCAAAUGCCUGCUGGGACGGAUGUACAGUGGUUAGGGGCUGAAAUAACAAUGAGGCUUGUCAUUUAUUCAUAACCCAAUAAUAAUGACAGAUUUCAAUAAACAUAA